This is a messenger RNA of Laetiporus sulphureus 93-53, 1160 nucleotides long. Its product is annotated as carbon-nitrogen hydrolase. Lineage: Eukaryota; Fungi; Basidiomycota; Agaricomycetes; Polyporales; Laetiporaceae. The transcript is spliced from 6 exons. The record is from RefSeq and is a predicted model, not a curated record. Gene Ontology annotation, molecular function: protein-N-terminal asparagine amidohydrolase activity; protein-N-terminal glutamine amidohydrolase activity. The coding region runs from base 135 to 1034 and encodes 299 amino acids. Gene Ontology annotation, biological process: protein catabolic process.
AGCAGCCGCCAGUGUGUUUUUGACUCGGAUAUGCUAUAUCGUGCUGUAGGUCGGGCCACUGACCGCGGGAGAAAGCAGCCACGGCGGUGCCUAGAUUGUUGCACAACUGGAAAUCCUACGUUGCUCGGUCAAGCAUGCGGGUAGCAGUCGUGCAGUUCGCACCAAAGAUUGGGCGGGUGCAGGAGAAUAUCGAAACCGCCCGGAAGCUAUGCGAACAGAUCAAGCCUCACUCAGUCGAUCUCGUAUGCUUUCCUGAGAUGGUCUUCACCGGCUACGUCUUUCCGGAUGCACGUUCCAUCACGCCCCACUUGGAGCAGCCCGGGAAAGGGCCAACUUCACGCUUCUGUGCCGACUUGGCAGCACGGCUGCAAUGCCAUGUUGUGGCGGGAUAUCCGGAGCGUUUGGAUGAUCGCGAGCUCGGCGGAACAGCUGCAGGGAAUGAGAACGCCAUAAUGAGCGUCGGCGCGAACAGUGCCAUCUUAUACGGCCCAGAUGGCGCUCUAAUCGGCGGCUAUCGCAAGACCAACCUGUUUGAGAUCGACAUGACAUGGGCGAAAGCGGGCACCGGAUUCGCGACCUUCAGCUUACCCAAACCGCUGAACAACGUUAGCAUGGGCAUCUGCAUGGACCUCAAUCCCCAACAAUCCGUUAAAUGGUCGAUAGAGGGUCCGUAUGAGAUCGCAGACCAUUGCAUAUCGAAGAGGUCAAACCUUCUGAUAUUGCUCAAUGCGUGGUUGGAUUCGGGCUCUAAAGCAGAUGAGCAGAAGGAUUGGUAUACGUUGCAGUAUUGGGCCUCAAGGUUGAAGCCUCUAUGGGCAGGAUCUCCUCUGAGCAUUGAAGGUGUCCAGGGUACCCCAGCCGAUGAGACCAUCGUAAUAAUUUGUAACAGAUGCGGGGAGGAGAAUGGCAAAACGUUUGCAGGGACAUCUUCUGUGUUCAGAAUGCGACAAGGAUCAGGCCGUCCACAACUGCUGCAUGCAAUGGAACGCCACGAAGAGGGCGUAGCUUUAUGGGACAUUCCAACUGGGAGUUGACUCUGUAUCACUAGAACAGUGACGAGUGUUUUAUAGUAUUCCCAUUCAUUUGUCACGUUUAACUGUAGCUCUCAUGUGUACCGCAAAGUACAAGUCAUAUCCUAUAAUCUAUCCUUCCCCUUAGCC